UGUUACUGUUUAAUUUAUAUAUUGCUUACUUGUCAAAAGAGCAGUUUGAAAGUAUAAAGCCAGUUAUGAAGGCUUGUUUCUUCACACAUGAAUAUUCAUUGGCCAACUAUUCCCUCCACAUUUGAAUACUGGAAGCCCUCUGAGAAACUGAGAACACACAGACGGAGUCUAAAUUGGCUGUGGCAGGACAUGAAAGAUCUUUGGGUCAUAUUUGGAAGAUGUCUGAAAUUCAUCUUGAGUGCUCAGCAGCAAAAAAAAAUGGCAAAUUAUAUGUUAGGAAUUUUUAGAGAAGGGGUUGAAAAUGAAAAAGGCAGGAUCGUCAGUAUCUUUAUAUAAACCUGUGGUGUGGCUGCAUUUGCAAUGUUGUGUAGAGUCACCCCAUCUUUUAAAAAUCUCUCACUAUAACUGGAAAAAAUGCACAAAAGAGCAACAAGAAUGAAAAAGUUGUUGGAUAGCCUUUUUUUGGUGAGAAAUCAAAUAAAAAUGAAUGAAAUAUUGAUGGAGAACCCGUGGCCCUCCAGGUGUUGCCAGACCCCAUUUCCCAUCCCCGUAAUUGGACAAUGGUCAGGAAUGAUGAGAAAUGAAGAACUGGUGGUGGAGGCAGAGCUUCCCAACUUUGGAACUGAACAAACCAAAUCCAAAUUGACGUGUGUAGAAAGUCCUGGAGGUAACAACUUAAAACUGUUGACAAAGUGAGUGACAAGUUAUUUGAUAAUCUGGAACUCAUUACAGGCAGGAUAUUUAACCAUUUUCGUGAUGUAUUUAGAGGUGGAGAGGGACUGUAGGUCAGUGGUGGAGCAUAUGCUUUCAAUUUGAACUGGACUUUGGGAUGACCUUCAGAAAGACUCAGCUGGCCAACAGAAGUAACCCAAUUUUGCAACAGAGAGGUAAGGGUGCUGGAUGGGACUGGAUUACAAAAGAAGAAAACAACCACUGACUUAUGGGCCAGGUCAUUUUGCACACAGGGAAACACACAUGCCCCUCCCAGAAAAUGAUAAUAGUUUUACUGCAUUACAGAAGAGGGUAAAAAAAAGAAAGGUAAAGGACCCCUGACAGAUGACUCUGGGGUUGCAGCACUCAUCUUGCUUUAUAGGCCGAUGGAGCCGGGGUUUGUCUGCAGACAGUUUUUCUGGGUCAUGUGGCCAGCAUGACUAAGCCACUUCUAGCGCAACGGAAUACCAAAACCAGAGCAGCGCAUGGAAACGCUGUUUACUUUCCUGCCAGAGCGGUACCUAUUUAUCUUCUUGACUUUGAUGCGCUUUCAAACUGCUAGGCUGGUAGGAGCUGGGACCCAGUAAUGGGAGCUCACCCUGUCAUGGGAAUUCAAACCGCUGACCUUCUGAUCGGCAAGCCCAAGAGGCUCAGUGGUUUAGACCACAGCACCACCCGCGUCAGCUUACUGCAAAGUUGUUGUUGCUGCUUCUCUGUGAGAGAGUUUGUGCCCAUUGCCCAGCAUUGGGAUGAGUGAGGUUGGCCUCUUUCAUCACAGGGCUAAGUGUGUUUCACAUUCAGACAUCUUAGUGGGGAGAAUUUCACCUGUUGCACAUUCUUCUCUCAUGAUGAUGAGAGAAGUCAUGCAUGGUUUUCCUUGCUAAGUAACUUUCUAAUUUACAGAAGCUGCCUGAGGGUCUGGACCCAACAAUCCUACAAGCUUGGGUGUCCCUCUCUGCACCUGUUUGGGAGUCUGGGUGCAAUGGUUUAACCCACCAUGCCUCUGAAGAGUCCAUGCUCAGAAUACGGAACCAGGAAUCAACUUCAACCAUGUUCUGGACGAAGGCAUUUUGCUGCCCCCACCCCUAAUCAAGGGCCAUAGUACCCAAGGCCAGUACAGGGGUUACUUUGGCACCUAAGGCAAAAACAAACAAAUCUGUAGCCCUUUCAUGACACCACAAACCAGCUGCCUAUGGCAGAUGCCUCCCUCUGCCUAAUGAUAGGGCCAGUCAAAUGAAGAGGGAUGGUUCAGCCUUGGAAGUUUUUUUCCUGCACAUUCAGUUCAUCUUUUCUAUUGUGCUUUGGAUCUAACCCAUUAGUUCCACCCAGAGGCUGCAGAAAGGCCAAUUUUCUUCAUCUUGUUUGUUUGUUCCUCAGUCUCUGUCUGGCUCUGUUCCUCCUAGUUAGGCUUGACUUGGCCUUUGUUUUCUGUGUUCUCUCUCCCCCCCCCCCCACAACCGCAUGAGCUUCUGUCUUCCCCACACUGCCUUUUAAAUAGUGUUUGCUGGAAUUCAGCUCAUUGGGGGCCACAAAGGGGGGUGUUAACUGGCUGUCUACUGGAGCAGGAAUAAUCCAUGCCUAGGCUGUUGGCUUUGCCACCCUCCCUCACCCAGACCGUUCUGCUUCUCCCACACAGACAGGGCAUAGCAACAACAACCAGCAACAAACUAUAGAACCGAAUUAGUAAUUUGGGAGUAUUGAAAACAUUUGGCAUCUGCUCCUGCAUCAGACACGAUUGCCCUUAUAUGGCGAAGGCAGGUGGCGAUGGCAUUUCGUGCCGAGAGAAGGAGGGUCCAAAGGUCACCCCACUGCUUGCUCUGUUCAGGCACAGUCCGUCUCCAAGGUGCUGUGUGCCCACCAAACAGACACCGCAGCAAAGAUCCCCCCACAAAACACUGACCAUCACCAUGUCAGCAGAACUUAAUGCCAAAGUGACCAGGACUCUGAACAAAACCACACCCGGACUCCAGAUAUGGAGAAUUGAGAAUAUGGAGAUGGUGCCUAUUCCACCAAAAACGUAUGGGAACUUCUACGAAGGAGAUGCUUAUAUCAUUCUCUCGACACAUAAGACUGGGAACAACUUCACCUACGACAUCCACUUCUGGCUGGGCAGUUCAUCAUCUCAGGAUGAGCAGGGCUCAGCUGCCAUCUACACUACCCAGAUGGACGACUACCUGGGAGGAGUAGCUGUACAGCAUCGUGAGGUCCAGGGCUACGAGAGUGACGCCUUCCGGAGCUACUUCAAACAGGGGCUAAUCUAUAAGAAGGGUGGAGUGGCAUCUGGCAUGAAGCAUGUGGAGACCAACACGUACAACGUACGACGCCUGCUGCACGUCAAGGGCAAGAAGAAUGUGAUUGCAGGAGAGGUGGAGCUGAGUUGGAGCAGUUUCAACUUGGGCGAUGUGUUUCUGCUAGACCUGGGGAAGCUCAUCAUCCAAUGGAACGGUCCAGAGAGCAACCGCCUGGAGCGACUGAAGGGGAUGACCCUAGCCAAGGACAUUCGUGACCGGGAGCGUGGGGGUCGAGCACAGGUAGGUGUGGUGGAUGGGGAGGACGAAGCUGCAUCUCCUAUUCUCAUGAAGAUCAUGGAGUAUGUGCUGGGGGAGAAGAGGAACAUUCAGCCAGCCAUCCCAGAUGCUGUGGUGGACCAGAAGCUGAAAUCUUCUCUCAAGCUCUACCAAGUCUCUGAGAUAGAAGGGAACCUUCUUAUCCAAGAAGUUGCCAUCCAGCCCCUCACCCAGGACCUCCUCAAGAAUGACGACUGCUUCAUCUUGGACCAAGGUGGUGUGAAGAUCUUUGUGUGGAAGGGUAGGAAUUCAAGCAAGGAGGAGAAGCGGCAAGCGAUGACACGGGCCCUGGGUUACAUCAAGGCAAAGAACUACCCACCCAGCACCAGCGUGGAGACUGAAAAUGACGGUUCUGAAUCUGCUGUCUUUAGGCAGCUCUUUCAGAAAUGGACUCUCCCCCAUCAAAGCACUGGCUUUGGCAAAACCAACACUGUUGGGAAAAUAGCCAAAGUAGAGCAGGUGAAGUUUGAUGCCACCACUCUCCACGCCAAGCCGGAGAUGGCUGCCCUGCACAAGAUGGUGGAUGACGGCUCUGGAGAAGUAGAGGUCUGGCGAAUUGAGGACUUGGAACCAGUACCAGUGGAGGGUCGCUGGCUUGGUCAUUUCUACAGCGGCGACUGCUACCUUAUCCUCUACAAGUAUCUAGUCUCCAGUAAAAUGCACUACAUGAUCUACAUUUGGCAGGGUCGCCACGCCACCCCCGAUGAGAUCACUGCCUCUGCUUACCAGGCUGUCAUUCUGGACCAACAGUAUAAUGGUGAACCUGUGCAGGUGCGAGUGACCAUGGGCAAGGAGCCUGCUCAUCUUAUGGCCAUCUUCAAGGGACGCAUGGUGGUGUAUUCGGGCGGUACCUCCCGAGCUGGCAGCACAGCUCCAGUGCCCACCACUCGCCUUUUCCAGGUGCAUGGGACCAAUGAGUUCAACACCAAGGCCUUUGAGGUGCCUCCUCAGGCCUCCUCCCUCAAUUCCAACGAUGUCUUUAUCCUCAAGACUCAGAGUUGCUGCUACCUCUGGUAUGGGAAGGGUUGCAGUGGGGAUGAGAGGGAGAUGGCCAGGAGUGUGGCUGACCUGAUCUCCAGGACUGAGAAAGCAGUGAUCGCAGAAGGACAGGAGCCUGCGGAGUUCUGGAUUGCACUAGGUGGGAAGUCCCAAUACGCCAACAACAAAAGAUUACAGGAGGAAACGAUUGCCAUCACACCUCGGCUUUUUCAGUGCUCCAAUAAGACAGGGCGCUUCCUUGCCAUGGAGAUCACAAAUUUUACUCAAGAUGACUUGGAAGAAGAUGAUGUGUUCCUACUGGAUGCCUGGGAUCAGGUUUACUUCUGGAUCGGCAAAGAUGCAAAUGAGGCCGAGAAGGAGGCAGCAGCCGUAACGGUGCAGGAGUACCUGCGAACUCACCCGGGUGGACGUGACCUUGAAACUCCCAUUGUGAUUGUGAAGCAAGGCUAUGAGCCUCCGACAUUCACUGGCUGGUUCCUAGCAUGGGACCCCCUCAAAGGGACAGAGAAGAAAUCCUAUGAAGAGUUAAAAGCUGAACUUGUAGAUGAGGACAACCUUGGCCAGAUCACUUCUGAAAUCCUUGAUGCAAAAACAGUUUUCACUGCCAACACAACCUUGGGUGGUAUCUCACUGUCUACCUACCCUCUGGAGAAAUUGAUGAAUGUGUCUGCAGAGGAACUACCCAGCGAUGUAAACCCCAGCAGGAAGGAGGACUACAUAUCAGAUGAAGAUUUUCUUUCUGUCUUUGGAAUAUCGCGACAAAACUUUGCUGCCCUUCCUCAAUGGAAGCAACAGACUCUCAAGAAGGAAAAAGGACUUUUCUAAAAAUGUAAACUUUCUGCUGUCAUUGCCUCAAAGUGGAUAUUUUUACUUAAAAUAAAAAUAAUUCCAAGUUUGAUUGGAGUGUCCCAGAAUGAACAAUCAAGCAUUUUCUGUCACUGGAUUAUUUGCAGUUACAAAA
Zootoca vivipara (common lizard) is the source of this 5238-nucleotide messenger RNA. RefSeq names its product villin 1 (gene VIL1). Gene Ontology annotation, molecular function: phosphatidylinositol-4,5-bisphosphate binding; actin filament binding. The record is from RefSeq and is a predicted model, not a curated record. Gene Ontology annotation, cellular component: lamellipodium; cytoplasm; actin cytoskeleton. Gene Ontology annotation, biological process: actin polymerization or depolymerization; barbed-end actin filament capping; cytoskeleton organization. Lineage: Eukaryota; Metazoa; Chordata; Lepidosauria; Squamata; Lacertidae.